AUGCUGGCGGAAUUUGGUUGGGCCGGGCUCAGCGGCUGUGACAAUACUUUUGUGACAGGUUUGGAAGCCAGCAACCCAGCAAGCUUAUCGUUAGUUGUGAAUGCCUCUGCUGUACCAUUGCAGCCCAGUGUCUCUUGGAAGUCAAUCUCGAUUCCAGAUGCAUUGGCGGGUAGUGAAGAUCAGGCCUACGGAGCACCCGGUCGCAGCAGUGACAUUCCUGAGCUACUUACCAGGCGUUCGGCAUCAUCCUUGUUUGAAACCGUAUCACUACAUAUCCCAAUGUCACAUGGCAGCAGCGUUGGCAACGACGCAAUGCCAUUGGAGCACGAGGAUAAUGGCGGACAGAGUGCGGACAUUCAAUUUGACAAUGACGGCAAUCUCCAUUUUGUCAGCUCUUCGCCAGAUAUACCACACGAUAUUCCUUUGCAAGCGCUCGUGCAUGACAAUGCAAAUAAGCCAGACACCCCCAAUGGCGUUAAUUGUUCCAAAGACUGGUUGCAAAUGGAACUCGGUAAUUCUGUGUCGGCAGCACCGGGAAUUCAAGAUAGUGCGUCCCGCAUUUUUAUGGAAGAGGAUAACCGAUCUGGCUCCUACAAUCCUGGUUUGGCAUUUGAGAUUGCGCUGGAAGCUGCGGAGAACGACAUUAUUGGACGGCAGACAAAUAAUACAACAGAAGCAAACGUUGGGCAUGUUUUAAAGCGCCAAAGACUUGGACAUCGGCAGCUGAUUGACAUUGGCGACGGAUCCCAGAAUGGUACGUACGAAAAACGAGUCACCGCGCUGUGGGAAGACACUUGUCUCUGGCACAAGGCUGCAGAACCAAAGGUAAUUGCUGCUUUCAACAAGCACGUUCAACAGCAGGCAGUUCGGCGCGCUCGAAUUGCUGCUCAGAUGUUUGCGACGCCCUGUAUACGCGCCACAGAAUUCCUGUUUUUGCCUGGCAAACCGGCAAACGCUGAUGCUACAACACUUGCAGAGGGGGGCCAUGACCAUGACUAUCCCUGUGGUUUUAAUGCAAGCAGUCCUGGUAUAAUAGACGGGUAUACCAGUGAUGAUUUUUUAGCAGCUGACGACAAUCAUAUGAGCGCUGUCCUUGACGUUGAUCUUGAUCUUGAGCAACGACGCGGCGCAUCGACACCAGCUGUAAGCGAGGAGGCGGACUACUUUAAUUUCCACAUGGACAUUCCCUGGCUCAAUCCAAAAGUAUUUGAUCCGCUCCAGCGCAGACAGUCUGCAGUCAGCGGGCAACUUUCAGUCAGAGCAGAGUCGAGUCCAGAUCCCGGCGCUGCAAGCCGCCAGCACAUUGCUUCAGUCCAUGGAACGCCUGCAUCCCGAGUUCCGUCCCUCGACCCACCUUCAUCAGAUGAUGGCCUGGAGAUCCGGUCAUUUGAGCUUGCAGCACAAACGCCAGAUCAACAAAUCGAUGACAACAAUGUCUUUGGACAAGGCACCAGUACCCCCAGCAUGCGUGGUUUGGACUCUUUUCUUAACAUCAGUCAACUUUCCGACAAUUGCAGUGGCCAUGCAGAUGUGCCAGAUAUGGAUCAGGAGUCGCUGAGCUUCAAGCGGUUUGUCCUCGACAGAAUGAAAGAGCAUAGUAGCAACAGCGUGGUUUUUGACGACUUGCUUCUUCCCUCGUAUAGGACUCGCCGUGUGGCAGCGCGCGCCUUUGUAGAUCUGCUGCAGAUGGCAUCAAAGUCUGUGUUCCAUGCAAGCCAAAAGCAAGCGUUUGCAACUAUCAACAUCUCGAUGCUUUAG
Molecule: messenger RNA, 1758 nt
Organism: Kickxella alabastrina
Lineage: Eukaryota; Fungi; Kickxellomycota; Kickxellomycetes; Kickxellales; Kickxellaceae
Exons: 1
Coding region: 1-1758 (585 amino acids)
Source: RefSeq, a predicted model, not a curated record